GUGGAGGGGGAGGCGCCCGACCGAGGCGAGAGGCAUGACUUUGCUGCCCGAAUUCAACAAUUAACCUUGAUGAACACAGAUUGGUUUCACCUAAUAGGCUUGGAGCGUGCGACCCGGUUCAGCUGAACGAUUCCGCGUUUACGACUCGUAAACUGACGCAUUUUAUGCCUCAUACAAAAACUAGAAUAUAGGAGGCGUGCUGCAUGUAGGCUUUUUUUUUUUUUCCUCGGGACAAACCUGGAUUCAUUUCCCCCGCAUGUUGCCAUGGGAGCCCGUCAGUUGACAUUCAGCCGGAAGAAUCCGAGAUUGGGCAAAUUGCUGAAUUGAUUUGGGGAACAUAUAUCGGAAUUUGACCGCCUUGUCAUUGCCUGGUCCAUCAGUCCCAGCAGCUGAGCGGCAUCGUCUCGGCGGCGGAGACAAAUAAAAAAAAAACUGUCCGCUUCACUACUCUCCAUCUGCGCCCUGGACGGCUUGAAAUGAGGACCGCGUCCCGGCUCUGUUUCGUUUGAAGAGGCGGCGGCAGGGCAGUUUCUCCGGUCUCAAGGACGCCAAAAAGUGUCCGCCGGGCCAAGCUGCGAAGCAUGGAACGGGACGGCAACAUGAGCUCGUCCAAAAAGACAAUCAUCGCGAAGAUCUUUAAAGUUCGGAAGAGGAGGGAGAUGCUUUUUGUACAAGUGUGCUUUAUCUGCAGUAUCCUCUCCGUGGCAUGGGGCAUGUCGGCGCUGCUGACCAAGACAGGUCAUGGGAUGGUAGUGGAGGGCCAGCCGGACCAUGAAUUCUGGGGAAGGAAGCUCAUGGCCACAACGCCAGACAACGAAACUGAGGGGAAGAACUGCACAGAGCCAGCAAUACACGAGUUCCCCGAUGACCUUUUCUCCAACCAUGAGAGAAAGAGUGGGGCCAUUCUGCUGCACAUCAUGGCGGCACUCUACAUGUUUCUGGCCCUUGCCAUAAUAUGCGAUGACUACUUUGUGACAUCGCUGGAGAAGAUCUGUGAGAAACUAGACCUGAGCGAAGAUGUUGCUGGAGCCACCUUCAUGGCAGCUGGCAGUUCCGCACCAGAGCUUUUUGCUUCCGUCAUUGGUGUCUUCAUCACCCACGGUGAUGUGGGGGUGGGGACCAUCGUCGGCUCAGCGGUCUUCAACAUCCUCUGCAUCAUUGGCGUCUGUGGAAUCUUUGCUGGACAGGUGGUGGUGCUGACCUGGUGGUCUGUUUUCAGGGACUCAUUCUACUACAUCAUGUCUGUGGUGGCUCUGAUUGCAUUCAUCUAUGAUGAGAAGAUAGUGUGGUGGGAGAGUUUGGUGCUGGUGGUCAUGUAUGCGGGAUACAUCAUCAUCAUGAAAUUCAACUCCAGCAUGCAAAAUUUCUUCACUGGGAAGGAGAAGAAGAAUGUGGCCAAUGGUAAUGCGGCAGCCAGCAGUGAGAUGGAGGAUGUCAAGCCUAGCAAGGCUUACAGCCGAGGUUCAGUGGUGAUGGUCGAUGAGAUCAUGAACGCCAGCCCUCCCAAGUUCCGGUUUCCAGAGGCCGGCCUCCGCGUCAUGGUCACCAGCCAUUUUGGACCCAAGACUCGUCUCCGCAUGGCUAGUCGCCUUAUAAUCACAGAGAAGUUGGUCCAAGCUGCCAACGGUGUGGAGACACAAGUGAUUGACGGGAAGGUCGACAUCGAGAAUGGAAAUGUGCCAGAGGAUAAACCCAGCGAACAGGAGGAAAACAUCACCAUCUCACCCUUUCAUAUUCCAACGGGCAUCGGCAACAAGUUUAAGUGGCUGAUCUCCUGGCCUCUGCUCCUGAUACUGUACUUCACCAUCCCCAACUGCGGCAAGCCUCGCUGGGAGAAAUACUUCAUGCUCUCGUUCAUCCUGUCCACCGUCUGGAUCGCUGUCUUCUCUUACCUGAUGGUCUGGAUGGUGACUAUAAUCGGCUAUACUCUUGGCAUCCCUGAUGUCAUCAUGGGCAUCACUUUCUUGGCAGCCGGCACCAGCGUUCCAGACUGCAUUGCCAGUCUCAUCGUCGCUCGACAAGGGCUGGGUGACAUGGCAGUGUCCAACACUAUUGGCAGUAAUGUGUUUGAUAUUCUCGUGGGACUGGGGGUUCCCUGGGCUCUACAGACCAUGUGUGUCAGCUAUGGAUCAGAGGUAAUGAUUAACAGUCGGGGGCUGGUGUACUCAGUUGUGCUGCUGCUGGGCUCUGUGGCUCUCACGGUGUUGGGGAUCCACCUGAACAAGUGGAAGCUCGAUGUGAAGCUGGGCGUGUACGUCCUGGUCCUGUACGCCGUCUUCCUCUGCUUCUCCAUCAUGAUCGAGUACAACGUCUUCACUUUCGUCAAUCUGCCCAUGUGCAUGGAGGAUUAGAGCACAGCAGCAUGCCUCGGAAACCAAAACGUCAACUUUCCACUAAAGCAACCCCACCCACCCUCUGCCCAACCCUUUUUCAGUGAUACUGGACCUCACUCUGUCUGCAUACUUGUCUCCCUUAACUGAGUUUCCUAAUUGAAACUCUUUUCACCUCCCUUAGUCUUUCUCCCUUAUGCCCCUUUUUGUCCCUAAUGUUAAAGCAUUUUCCUAAGAGGCAUUGUGCUCUAAGAGUGGACUCCACUCCAUGUCUCUUGUCACACAGCAGCGGACCUUAGUGUCCAUAUUUGGGCUUGACCCAUUCCCACAGUCCAGUCUUUACUCCCUCUGUGAUCCUGCUACCUUUCCCCACCUAGCAUGGCUUUAGAUGUAGGGCACCUCUGGAAACAUCAGGGCCCCUGUUGACUGUUAGUGUCUGUUUUCUCUAUUUGCCAUUGUAGAUUUCCACACACCAUCCCAGAGCCUCUUCCACAAACUAAACGGAAAUCUGUGUAGAAAAAAAUUAAAACUGGACUUGAAGUAUUUCAUACCACAAGUCCUGAUCUGAACCAGAGAAGUCUCCAUGAAGUCAUUCCUAAAAGAUUACUGACUUAACCCUGCACCCAAAGAGAAAAGUACACCCCCACUUCCCUUUCUCCUGUCCUUCCGUCCCCUGGAGGAGGACCUUGUCCUUGGCAGCUUCCCCCCUCCACCUUGGACCUGACCCCCACCUCCACCCUGGCAUGGCCUUUGGCAUCAGGGACCAGGUACUGUUAGUGCACCGCUACAAUCACUCUCUGCAACUCGUUUCCACCCUCAUCUGCUCGGUCAUAUCUGCUCUUUGUUUUCUUCUCUUCUCACUUAAAGAAUGACAUUUUUGUCAGGAAGCUUUGUGUCAAAAUGUGUCACAGUCCAAAUCGAAGCCGACUGUGAGGGUGUUAUGUAUAUGCAGCACUGCACAAUGUAAACUUGUAAACACAUUUUUUUGGGUUGUUUUUUGUAUUUAUUUAUUUUUUCAGAACCAAGUUUGGACUAGUACAAAAUAACGGACGAGAGCUUGUUGCAAUCAUAGGACAUUGCCUGUUUUUCACUGAAACAAAAAUUGCACAUGGAAAUGCUUUUUUUUUUUUUUUUUUUGCUUUGUGCUGUAAGGAGAUUUGGCCCCUCACAGGGGUAACUGGCUGUGGGUGGCAACUCCAUAACCUGUUGUGCUCAAGCUCAGAAUUCUUUUCAUUCAGAGACUGAUUGUUUCACUUUUACCCCUCCAAAUGCACAAUGCAAGAGAAGACCUGCUCGCUCCAGGUCUUGGGGACGCAUCUGAUUUUUGUCAUCAUCAUCGAGGUGACGUAUGUUCACAACUUGAGACAGCAGCACGGAGGCAGUUGUAAGAAAAAAAAAUGCAAAGGAGCAGGACAAUUCCCAACAUUGACCAUCUGCUGUAACGUCCUCUGACCAGUAGGGGGCAGCAUACCCCACCCUCCUCCCAUCCCCCACCCUACACCUGAUGUGUGCAUGGCAGGGGUGUCAACCACAGCCGUCGGUUAUCAGGGAAACUCAGAGCUCGACAACUCCAGGAGGUGGCGAUGGCGACAUUCUCUUGAUUUGAAUUACAUGUAGAUAUUGCACUUUAACAGCCGUCCUCUCAUUCUGAAUCAACUAGUGCUUCCUUCUGUGAGUGUGUAUUUUCAGUAUAUACAUGUCUGAAUGACUGACAGUGUGUGUGUGCGUGAUAGAACUGUGAGUGUGUGUGUGUGUGUGUGUGUGUGUGUAUGUGUGCUCAGUGCAGGCCCAUGCUAGGUUUGUCACAUUUGGGCCCUCAACUCUUUUGAAAAGACCGGAACUUCCCAAUGACACCAUGAGCACACCCGCCUCUAUCUGCAGUGCAUGCUGGGACUUUAAACGCAGCUCCUCCACGGCACAGCAAAGGCUGAGGGCUUUGGGCAUCUCUGUGGAGAAGAAAAAAACAAAACAAAACAAAACAAACAAACAAAAAAAAAAAGCCCAAACCCACUUUUACAAAGUCGGCAGCUACAAGCUACACUGCAACCCAGACGUUUUGACAUCAUGCAAAAAUGCCUGUGAGGAGUCCAAAAACUGAGGUGCAGAGACUAAAACCUUAACCGAGGGGGAGGGGAGGGCGGGGGUGAGGGAUGUUAAAUGUUGGAAAUAUGUCUAUUCCUCUGCCACUGCUGGCAGCAGGUUCUUGUAUAUGCAAUCUCAAUGUAAAGAAUUCUAUAUGACAAGAGGAGCCCCCUGCAAGGUUGCCAUAACAUUCGGGGAUCCCGUGGAAAUGUGAUGUCGGUUCGUCUAGUAUUUGUUGAUGUGCGAGCUCACAGGUGUGUGUGCGCGUGUGUGUGCAUGCGACAGCCAAGGAACUGAGCCAGAGGGCGGAGGUUUCUGGAACAGGGACUGCAGCUGUGCAGGAAGUCUGACCCUCCUCACCCGAAACAGUUUUACCCCACCCAUCCCUUCUCUCUCUCCCCUCUUGCACAAGGGCAUUAACUCUCCACCAACUCAAGCUUAAGGAGCAGAGGGGCAGAAGUCAAGCAGGGGCCGCACAGAUUUUUUUGUUUCUUCCUCUGCUGUCCUCUGGAUUUUUGUCACUAAAGGAGCCCGAGUCAGUUCCUCCAGGGGAAACAGCUUGUGGACAUCUCUCUACUUGAGGGACUUGCAUGAGAGCAGACUUCAAAAAACCCCAAAAAGCGGGGCCCUUCGGCUCCGACUCCUGUCAUGGUUUGAGAUGCUGCGUUUCCUGGAAGGAGGUGACCACACAGAACCCACCACACACACCUGCUGACCCCAUGCCAGCGCUCAUGCUAGCGCUUGUUGCACCACGGCCCCUCCCACGCCUCCCUAUAGAUGUGUCCUUUAUUGGACCCUUUUUUUCCUUCUUAGAACUGUGAAAGUAUAUUCUCUACUAGUGCCAUUCUCAGCAUUGGUUGUUUGCAUAUCUGCUGUGGUUUCAACCUUGUCAGCAGGUCGUCUGUACAUACUUAAUUUUUAUUUAUGUAUUUAUUUUGAGCUAUAAUUAUACAUAAUGUUUUUUUUUGUUUGUUUUGUUUUUGGUCGGGAGUGGAUGUAAGCCUGUAAGGUACCUAAGUUGAUUCAGAAUGUGCAGUGUUCAAGGUUUUUUUUUUUGUUUUUUUUUGUGCAGUUAUUUGUGAAUGCAGGUGAGGGGGAGGGAGGGAGGUGGGGCUUGGCUUGGGACCAGUGUUUGCCUGUGUGGUCAUGUCCCGGUUGCCAGAUUUGAGUGGUAACAGCACAGCAGGGUAACACUGCUCCCUGUAAUUUGUCCUCCAACUCAUUUAACACACAGUGUGCGACCUCACUGGUUCUCUUACGUCUUUAUUGUCAAAUCAUAUUUUUUUUUUAGGUGGGUGGGGGGUGGCGAAUUCAGAUGCCAUAAAUGUGGUAGUUUUGCAUAAAUCCAGAUUGUAUGGAAGUCCUGUGUACAAAACGAGCGCACACUAGAACACACACGUUAGAUGGCAACUGAACAUGGAGAGGAACGGUAUAUAUUUUCUCUUGAAUGAAUGCGACCUGAUGCACUGUGAGCUCAAUGUGAUGUGGGAGUUGUUUGUCAAGAAUAAUAAAUGAUAAAAAAUAUAAUUAUAAUUAAUGUAAAGUUAGUUACUAUGAAACAUUACUGAGGACAUCUGUAUAACUUAUAUGAAUGUAUUGUCUUGCUAUACUGGACAUAUCCAACCGAUGCAUUUUACUGUAAAGCAAUAAUGUGGAAAAAAAAAAAAUAAAAUGGCAAAAUAAUUCCUGUACAUUUGUCUCAGAAGUUCUUG
This is a messenger RNA of Myripristis murdjan (pinecone soldierfish), 6124 nucleotides long. It is a transcript of the gene slc24a4b, whose product is annotated as solute carrier family 24 member 4b. The record is from RefSeq and is a predicted model, not a curated record. Bases 582 to 2351 code for a protein of 589 amino acids. Lineage: Eukaryota; Metazoa; Chordata; Actinopteri; Holocentriformes; Holocentridae. Gene Ontology annotation, molecular function: calcium channel activity; calcium, potassium:sodium antiporter activity. Gene Ontology annotation, biological process: calcium ion transmembrane transport; intracellular calcium ion homeostasis. Gene Ontology annotation, cellular component: plasma membrane. The transcript is spliced from 17 exons.